Molecule: messenger RNA, 2357 nt
Organism: Gorilla gorilla gorilla (western lowland gorilla)
Lineage: Eukaryota; Metazoa; Chordata; Mammalia; Primates; Hominidae
Gene: CHMP1A
Product: charged multivesicular body protein 1A
Exons: 7
Coding region: 130-720 (196 amino acids)
Biological process (GO): vacuolar transport
Source: RefSeq, a predicted model, not a curated record
AAGUGUUGCGGCGACCCCGGAAGUCCCCGCCGGGUGCAGCUUGGUCGGUUCGAUCGCCGCCGGGACCUGACACCGCCCGGAGUUGGCGUCCCUUCUCCCUCUCCGAGUGCUGCUCCUGUCAUUGUGGCCAUGGACGAUACCCUGUUCCAGUUGAAGUUCACGGCGAAGCAGCUGGAGAAGCUGGCCAAGAAGGCGGAGAAGGACUCCAAGGCGGAGCAGGCCAAAGUGAAGAAGGCCCUUCUGCAGAAAAAUGUAGAGUGUGCCCGUGUGUAUGCCGAGAACGCCAUCCGCAAGAAGAACGAAGGUGUGAACUGGCUUCGGAUGGCGUCCCGCGUAGACGCAGUGGCCUCCAAGGUGCAGACAGCUGUGACUAUGAAGGGGGUGACCAAGAAUAUGGCCCAGGUGACCAAAGCCCUGGACAAGGCUCUGAGCACCAUGGACCUGCAAAAGGUCUCCUCAGUGAUGGACAGGUUCGAGCAGCAGGUGCAGAACCUGGACGUCCAUACAUCGGUGAUGGAGGACUCCAUGAGCUCGGCCACCACCCUGACCACGCCGCAGGAGCAGGUGGACAGCCUCAUCAUGCAGAUCGCCGAGGAGAAUGGCCUGGAGGUGCUGGACCAGCUCAGCCAGCUGCCCGAGGGCGCCUCUGCCGUGGGCGAGAGCUCUGUGCGCAGCCAGGAGGACCAGCUGUCACGGAGGUUGGCCGCCUUGAGGAACUAGCCAUGCCCCGCCGGCGUGCGCCGCCUCUGCCCCGUGAUGUGCUGGAAGGCUCCUGUCCUCUCCCCACCGCGUCUUGCCUUUGUGCUGACCCCGCGGGGCUGCGGCCGGCAGCCACUCUGCGUCUCUCACCUGCCAGGCCUGCGUGGCCUCAGGGUUGUUCCUGUUCUUUUAGGUUGGGCAGUGGGUCUGUGUCCUGGUGUUGAGUUUCUGCAAAUUUCUGGGGGUGAUUUCUGUGACUCUGGGCCCACAGCGGGGAGGCCAGGAGGGGCCCUGUGGACUUUCACCCAGCACUGUGGGGGCCUUCAGACUCUGGGGCAGCAGACAUGCUGCUUCCCGUCAGCCAGAGGGGGUCAGGGCUGCCCUGUUGCCAAACAACUCCCUGAGGCCUCUCCGCACCACCUCAGCGGGCAGGACGUCCCACCAUGUGGACAGACAUAGCCCAAGGAGGCACCACAGGCCUAUGUGUGCUGGGGGAUGUCAGGUGCCACCCAACGCUGUCCUGGUGGUAUUUACAAUGACAUCCUCCUCCUCCAUCAUUCCAGGGGUGGGGUCUCAGCCGCCCCUACUAGCUGGCUGAGCCCCCUGGCCUCCUGCGCUCCCUCACUUCCCUCAGUUCCCAAAGCUGCCCAGUCCAUGGGGACAGAACCGUCACUCAGAUCCACAUUCAAGUGUGCCCACCCUGCAGUCUUCAUCCUCACUCAGCUGCUGCCUCUGGAGGUGCCUUUGGCCACAUGUGCUGUGCUGUUUGUCUCCUCGACAGGGAGCCUGUCCACCAGCAGGCUGCGGUCCCAGCGGGUGCGUCUGCAGCUCCUCCCCUUGGGCAGCCUGGUUCUCCCAGAGGACCUUUCCCUGGGGCCCUGCUUCGUGACGAUGCUGCCUGUGUCGCCCUCUACCAUCUGUAAACAACUGGGUGCCUUCCCCGACCGCACCCCAAUGCCUUCCCAGCUUGGAAGCCAAGGCAGCUGAUGAAGGGAGCUCAGGAGAGCUGUCUUCAGCUGGGCUGGGGUUGGGGCUGCUGUGAGGAAAACCCGCCAUUGUGGCCCUGGAGAGUCACCAGCAGCUCUUGGGAAGGACUUGCUGGGAGGCUGAGAGAGGCUUUGGGCACAGCCUGCUGUGUUUUCCAUUUCCUAAAGUUUACUUCAUUGCCUUGAGGCUUCCAGGUUUUGUUUUUGUUUUUGUUUUUGCCAAAGUAGAAAAGGCAGGUGGUGGGCGGCUGGCGGGGAGUGCGGCUCCCCGCCCCUCUUCAGUCCUGCCCUCCCCUCCUCGGUCCUGCCCACCCCGUGCAGCCCAUGCUGAGGCUGCAGUGGUGUUGUGGGUGUUAUGUGCAGGAACGUGGAGACCCUGACGUGGGCUCACUGCGUUUGGUUUUCUUUUCAGAACUUGGGAGCCCCCAGGGAGGGGCUAGUGUUGGUAGGUCCUAGACGUGGUUCCCUCCAGCCUCCGCAAAAUCAACCCUGGUGUUGAGAGAACGUCUUUCUGUCCAUCGUGGGUAACAGCCUUGGGGAGGGUGCAGAGCUCUGCAGAGCCAUGGGCCAGGUGGGGCUGCCUCAGUCCUGUCCCCUUGGGCACUGAGGAGAGGGGCCCAUUCACCUUUCUCCUAGAAUGCUGUUGUAAAUAAACAAAUGGAUCCCUGGAAA